ACUACAACAGUAAAAAUAAAGCGGCACAAAUCAGGAAAUAGUAACGUUUUCCAUAUGCACGUGUGUUUACGGAGGACCGUAAUAAUGGAUGUACCGUUCAGUGCGGCGGGUCGACCGCAUAAUCGAUCGAUCGACGCAAUCUGUUAUCUGUAGUUCGCCUGUGUAGCAUUGUGCUAGCUAGUGCGUUACGUCUAAACACGCUUUUGCAUCUAGUUUUUCGGGGGUUUUUUGCAGUGUAAAGUCUGUUUUUAAAAUGUUGAGUUCUACAUGGAAUUUCAUCAAACGCCAUAAGAGGAAAUUCAUCUUCGCUGGGGUUUUUGUUGGAGGUGUCUAUCUGCUUGGUAAGUAUGCACAAAGAAAAAUUCAGGAGAUGCAGGAGCGAGAGGCAGCCGAAUACAUCACUCAAGCUCGGAGACAGUUUCAUUUUGAAAGCAACCAGAGGACAUGUAACAUGACAGUGUUAUCCAUGCUCCCCACUCUCCGAGAGGCAAUCAUACAUCACCUGAACUCAGAGAGCCUCACCGCUUUGCUGAAGACUAAGCCAGCUAAUAAACUUGAAAUCUGGGAGGAUCUAAAGAUUAUUAGUUUUACCCGCAGCGUUGUGGCGGUUUACAGCACUUGCAUGCUAGUGGUGCUUCUCAGAGUUCAGCUCAACAUAAUUGGUGGCUACUUGUACCUGGACAACUCUGUGACAAAGAAUGGGACGACCCCCUUGGCCCCUCCUGAUGUCCAACAACAAUAUCUGUCAAGUAUCCAACACCUUCUUGGAGAAGGGCUCAUUGAACUGAUAACCGUGGUGAAGAAAGCUGUUCAGGAAGUUCUUGGACCGGUGUCUCUGAAGCAGAGUUUGUCCCUACAAGAGUUGGAACAACAGUUAACUCAGAUCAGACAGUUAGUGGAGGAGGGCUGUGCUUCCUCUAAACACAAAAGGCUUUCUUGGUACAUGAUGCCUGAUGAAGAGAACACACUAGCCUCACAGGCUUGUGGUCUCACAGAGAAUGAUGUCACAACAAUAAAGCUGCUAAAUGAAACCAGAGAUAUGCUUGAAAGUCCAGACUUCACUACUGUACUCUGUACUUGCUUAAGCCGAGGCUUUAUCCGAUUCCUAGACAACAUGUCAGAGUUUUUCCGACCCCCGCAGGGAGACUCCAACCCCUCCAGCCCACCUGACCAAUUAACAUAUGUAAGCCUCCCAUUAGCCAAAAUCAUUCCCAUCAUCAACGGACAGAUACAUUCAAUAUGCAGCGAAAUACCCAGUCACUUUGUCCAGGAUCUCUUAUUGAUAGACCAGGUGAAAGAGUUUGCCGCCAACGUGUACGAAACGUUCAGCACACCUCAGGAACUUCAGAAGUGAGCACAGGACUGCGCUAGAUGUGAACUUGUGAAAGCCGAACUCCUCACAAAUCUACUUUAUAGAAACUCUCAUGCUGUACAGCACAGAAUUGUUCUCCUAGCACACCCUAAAAUCAACCUGGGGGAAACUGUUCCGAGAGCCGAGUGUGUAAUGGAGUUCAGAUCCUCUGUCUGUAUGUUGUGACCCCCUAACCUUGUCCCAGUCAGGCAUGCCAAGGUUUUUACACGUUAUUAUAAACUGUAGUACAUUUUAUUUAUUUUUUUAAUCCCUGUAGCAUAACAAUCUCAUUAUAUAACUGCCAUGACAUGGCUAGCAUAAAAGAUCAUAUAUAUGAAUGAUUCACAUCUGCAGUAUGGACUUAAAAGAGUGAAUUGCAGAAAGGAUAUCUCUGAAUCUGAUGUUGCAGCUGCUGGACAUUCUCCAGGACCAAAACAGUCGUGCUCACCUCUGCAACAGUAACAAUGCAUGAUGUCUGCACUGCUACUGGUAUAAAAAUAAAAAAUAAAUGCAUAUUUAGGAGUAUUUUCAUUUAUAUUUACUUGGUUCUACUAAUUAAUGAGAGUAGUUGGACUGACGUUUAUGUUUUGCAUAAAGGUUGUAGUAUGCUACUUCUUUUGUAAAAUGACCCAUGAAUGUUAAUAAAUAAUGUCAGUAAUAUACUGUU
Molecule: messenger RNA, 2018 nt
Organism: Cyprinus carpio (common carp)
Lineage: Eukaryota; Metazoa; Chordata; Actinopteri; Cypriniformes; Cyprinidae
Gene: pex3
Product: peroxisomal biogenesis factor 3
Biological process (GO): protein import into peroxisome membrane
Cellular component (GO): peroxisomal membrane
Molecular function (GO): protein-macromolecule adaptor activity
Source: RefSeq, a predicted model, not a curated record